AUUGAAGCUAAAAAUAAGGUUUCCAUUUCAGAAGUUAUUAAAGGCGUGAUUGUGCAACAAAUUUUACAGACUAUACUAGGUUUUAUAGUAGUAGCUGCUGAAGAAGAGCAAGCGUUACCUGAUGAUAACGCAGAGAUUCUGGCUCUUGGUCAAACUUUGGAAACUUUUACAACAAAAGUUGCUCUUUACAAUCAUCCAAUUGAAGGUUUCUUGUUUGAUUCUCUCGGCGCUGCUCUUGCGUUUACAUUAUCAGGAUUAUCAGUUAAAGGCGCAAUCGUUUUUUUCACAUUUUCCACUUUCAAGACUGUUGAUGAUCAUUCUGGUUAUGAUAUACCAUUUAAUCCUAUACAAAGAAUAUUUGGGAAUAAUGCUACUUAUCAUGAUGUUCAUCAUCAAACAUUUGGAUUAAAGAAAAACUUUUCUCAACCAUUUUUUACCUUCUGGGAUCGCGUUCUUGGAACUUAUUUACCUCAUAAUGAAGUACCAAAACAUUUGGCAGAGAAAAAAUUCUCAUCUAGAGGUAUUACUGAUGAUGAUGGUUCCCAAGUCUUAAAAAAGUCUGAAACUACGGAAUCCAAAACCGCGUCUAAAAGAUACAAUUUGAGAUCGAGAAAAAAUCUUUCUUGA
Molecule: messenger RNA, 627 nt
Organism: Racocetra fulgida
Lineage: Eukaryota; Fungi; Glomeromycota; Glomeromycetes; Diversisporales; Gigasporaceae
Source: the annotation of a GenBank genome assembly